Eruca vesicaria subsp. sativa (arugula) is the source of this 540-nucleotide messenger RNA. The record is from the annotation of a GenBank genome assembly. NCBI's taxonomy places the organism in Eukaryota, Viridiplantae, Streptophyta, Magnoliopsida, Brassicales, Brassicaceae.
AUGCAUGGGUUUGUGAUUCAAGGUAAGCUUCUUCCUCAUGACUCAGGCUUGGCUAACGUAUUUAGGCUCCUAGAUAGGGUUCAAUGGGCAUAUACGGUCUUGCAUGUUUGCGUCUUCUUUCCUAGGAUUGUUGGGGAGAUGAUCUCGAAUCUGUGUCACCGUGCUGGCGGUGUGGUGGUUCGUGGAGCUCACUACCGCUUUGAUCCUGAUGUGAUCAACACCAUAAUCUACCAUGUCUCCGAGCGCAACUGGCUUCAGGGGCCAGAUACUGAUGCCAUGAUCAAACUUAGCAUCCGCUUGAUCUAUGCUCUCAUCAAUCGCUGUUCUAUCAACUUUGGUGAGCUGGUGUAUGAUCAAGUUAUUACUAUGGCUCAACAGUUUGAUGAGGAGAAGAAGAUCAUCUUUCUGAACCUUCUCUACCAUGUUCUGUUGUUUCAGAAGGAACCUUCAAUUCUUCCAGAGAUGAAGCAUCUGUUUGGGAGGGGAUCAGUAUUUCGAGCAUGUCAGCUGACUUGUCUGCACUCAACAACCGUGGACUAA